Helicoverpa zea (corn earworm) is the source of this 1579-nucleotide messenger RNA. RefSeq names its product facilitated trehalose transporter Tret1-like. The transcript has 8 exons. Gene Ontology annotation, cellular component: membrane. Gene Ontology annotation, biological process: transmembrane transport. NCBI's taxonomy places the organism in Eukaryota, Metazoa, Arthropoda, Insecta, Lepidoptera, Noctuidae. Bases 122 to 1543 code for a protein of 473 amino acids. The record is from RefSeq and is a predicted model, not a curated record. Gene Ontology annotation, molecular function: transmembrane transporter activity.
AAGUAUUUUAUUUACUAGCCAGUUAGUUGUGUGUCUGGCCAAGAAUUGCAAAGGUCCUGGAAACAGGAAAAAAUAUUUUUUCGUUUUUUUUUCGGUUGUGGUUUUGGUUGAAGUUUUCAAAAUGGGAGUGUUGUAUCAGAUUCUUGGCACGUUUAUGAUAAGCACCAUGGGUGUGAACAUGGGCGUAGUCUUCGCAUGGCCAGCCUUCACCAUAACCUUAUUCCAAUCUCAGAACACCACGUUAUCAAGGCCUAUGACGGACACAGAAAUAUCAUUGCUUGGCAGCUUGUCUUCGAUAGGAGCGCUGAUCAGCACGCCAACGGCUGGCUAUAUGCUGGAGAAGUUGGGCAGAAAGUAUUGCUCCGUUAUGAAUUCUUUGGGGUUGCUUCUCGUCUGGGUCAUAUUAGCCUGCACGAAAAACGUAGAAACAGUCCUAGCCGCCGUCUUCCUCUCUGGCAUAGCCAGUUCUGUGUUCCUGGUAGCCACGGUCUACAUCAGCGAGAUCUGCCAAGACUCCAUCAGAGGCAGCAUGACGGCUUGUAACAUGAUCUCCUAUGGUUUGGGCAUGCUGCUCUCCUAUUUACUAGGAGGCAUCUUGGAGUACCAUGUCAUGUUAUACGUCGGGGUUACGAUGGGAGCUCUGGGGACUUGCUUGCUGUUUGUGCUGAAGGAAACCCCGAUACAUUUGAUGAGUAAAGGGAAGGAAAAGGAAGCAGCAGAGUCGUUAGCUUUCUACAGAAUGUGGAAAUUAGACUCAAAAGAGCUUUUAGAAGAAAUAAACAACAUGAAGCGAGCUUUGAACCCAGACCUUAGUGAUGACACGCCAGAGGAAGAGAAAUUACAACCUGAAAUGAAAUCUGCUGAAAAAUUAUCACUAUGGCAGUUUAUUAAAAAAUCAAAGUCUUCUCGGCGAGCAUUCUUCGUGAGCUUAGUAGUAAUGACAGCAGCCAUCUUCCAAGGAUUAAUCGUAGUACAAAUGUAUGCUGAACCUCUGUUCGUGGAAGCAGUGCCCACUGCCUCUCCAUCAUUGUGCAGCGUCAUGUUGGCAGUAGCUACGGUAGUAGCUGGCAUCGUUGCUGCAUACCUCACUGACCGGCUUGGGAGACGGCCCCUCAUGAUCUACGCAUCCCUAGGCAGCGGCAUCAGCUGCGUGCUACUAGGAACGCAGAUGCAAUUCCACUGGGGUCCCAGUUGGGUGGCAGCAGUGUUUAUGUACCUGUUCGCUAUAAUGUACACUUGUGGAGCCGGGACUGUACCUUUUGUGUUACUAGCUGAAUUGUUUUUGCCUGAGGUAAAAAGCUUAUUCUCCAUGGUCCUAGUAGAAUACGUGUGGCUGUGCAACUUCGUGAUCCUAUUCAUCUUCAACCCGCUGCUGAAGGCGGUCGGCUGGGGCCCAGUGUUCUACAUCUUCGCCAUCAUCUGCUUCCUCAGUUCUAGCUUCUGUGUGUUCUUCUUGCCGGAGACCAAAGGCUUGGAUGUUGAGGCCAUACAGGUGCUGUUCACUUCGAAGAGAAAGAGUAGGAGUGUUCGGAGUGUAUGUUAGGUUAGGGUUAAUAAAUUAUUGGUCAUUUUUAAGGAU